AGUUUCGUAAAGCUCCAGUGUAGAACAUGGAUGAAGUCAUAUAUUGUGUUGCGGUGUGCGUGGUGUGCUAUGGUGUAUCAGAGACUGUAUUUGGCGAGUGGAGUGUGAUGGGAAGCACCAUCAUCUUGGUCCACUCGUACUAUAACGUCUGGCUCAGAGCCCAGCUGGGCUGGCAGAGCUUCCUGCUCAGGAGAGAUGCUGUACACAAGAUAAAAAGCCUCCCUACAGCUAGCAAUACACAGCUGGAGCAGUAUAAUGACAUCUGUGCUAUCUGCUUCCAGCAGAUGAAGCACGGCGAGGAAGAAAUAUGCUUUGAAACGAGUGUGAAAGACUGAUAACUUUAGGAUGCCAAGUCCUGAUGCACACUUAUAUGUAGACCUUGCUGCCACUCUGACCACAGAACGUGUUUGUCCCCAGUGUGCUAUAACCUUGCAACCAAUGUGUUUUUUCUACCUUGUGUUUUUUCUUUUGGGGUUAUAUUUACACUAAUGUCAUUUUUUACUAGCAAUGAUCCAAAGCUGUUCUGUGGAUGUCGGCAACCAAAUACCCUCUGAUGUCUGUGUACGAGGAAACGGCCCAAUCUGUUUGUGUGUAAUGAACACAAAUGUUGCUCUGUACGUAAUCUAUAUUAAACCAGAGGUGUGUUGAUAAAUAUAUAUAUAUAUACAUAUACAUAAGUAAGACGAGGGCUUGGUUUCUCCAAAGUUUCCUUUCUUUGUUUCUUCACGUGCCUGAGAGCAAAGAGAAUUUUUGGAUAAGAAGCUGCUGGGAAAUCAAGCCCUCUGAUCUGAGACCAGCCAGUGUUGCUGCUUCUCCAGUCUAUAUGACGCAUCUUUUAAGCUGGUGUGAUCACUCUGCUGCCCUCUACUGUUAGGAGUGGGCUCAGCAUGGAGACGCAUUAAUUAGCGCUCAGCAGUAUUACUUACUAGCACUAUUAUUAAAGGUCUUAUUAGUAUGAAUGACCAUAUUCUUGACAUUGGGAAGCGUGGGCUGCAGGGUUGAGAAUGAAUACACGAUCAGUGUAGGAUCAAACCUGACCAACGCUGCUUUGACUUUUUGUGUUUAUUUUUUUAAAGAGAUGAAAUGGAGAGUUUGAUGUAUUUUGCACAUGUUCUUCUGAAAGGUGAACCUAAGGGAUUUUCUGUACACACCUUCUUAUUUUAAUACCAACACCAUUCCUUUGACAUUGAUUUUUUUUUUUUUCGAACUGCUGUUCGAUACUGUUGCCUCUGAC
This is a messenger RNA of Oreochromis niloticus (Nile tilapia), 1234 nucleotides long. RefSeq names its product RING finger protein 145-like. The record is from RefSeq and is a predicted model, not a curated record. Gene Ontology annotation, biological process: ERAD pathway; proteasome-mediated ubiquitin-dependent protein catabolic process. Gene Ontology annotation, cellular component: endomembrane system. Bases 27 to 335 code for a protein of 102 amino acids. Lineage: Eukaryota; Metazoa; Chordata; Actinopteri; Cichliformes; Cichlidae. The transcript is spliced from 3 exons. Gene Ontology annotation, molecular function: ubiquitin protein ligase activity.